Molecule: messenger RNA, 1161 nt
Organism: Cornus florida
Lineage: Eukaryota; Viridiplantae; Streptophyta; Magnoliopsida; Cornales; Cornaceae
Product: transcription repressor MYB6-like
Exons: 3
Coding region: 11-1015 (334 amino acids)
Source: RefSeq, a predicted model, not a curated record
GUUAGUUGGGAUGGGGCAUAGGUGUUGCAGUAAACAGAAAGUGAAAAGAGGAUUAUGGUCUCCUGAAGAAGACGAGAAGCUCGUCCGACACAUCACCACUCAUGGCCAUGGCUGUUGGAGUUCUGUUCCCAAAUUUGCAGGCUUGCAGAGGUGUGGAAAGAGUUGCAGAUUGAGAUGGAUAAACUACUUGAGGCCAGACCUCAGGAGGGGUUCUUUUACUGCAGAAGAAGAACAAAUCAUCAUAGAUGUUCAUAGAAUUCUUGGCAACAGAUGGGCUCAGAUAGCUAAGCAUUUGCCUGGGAGAACAGACAAUGAGGUGAAGAAUUUCUGGAAUUCAUGCAUUAAGAAAAAGCUGAUUUCACAAGGUUUGGACCCAAAAACUCACAAUCUGAUCACUUCACACCACAGACAGUAUAAUAAGAGUACUGCAUGCAAUGCAUCUCCUGCAACCAAACAAAAACCCAAUUCAGUUUUUACUGUGAAUUCGCGGAAAAACACCGAUAACUCCAUGGAAAGGAACCAGCCUAGCUUUGUCACCCCUCCUCUUCCUCCACAUAAUUCUAAUGAAUCUCCAUUGCAUUUUCAGACCAUUGCCACAUCCAUCUCCGAAUAUCAAAACCCUAAUGCAAUUUUGGCUGUUAAAGAUCAGAAUUGUCAUCAGGAUCACCAUUUGGACUUCCCAUCUUCCUUCGAGAGCACACCAAACAUUUCUUCUUCGUCUUCUUGUUCAGUAAACCCGUCUGGGUUCGGGUUCAUAGAUGGGAAUUGCAUAUGGGGUAAUGGAUCAGUUGUUGAAGUGCCCUUUGGAGCUCAAGGAAGGGAACAAAUACUACCCCCGCCGCAACAAGAACACCCACAGAAGGAGAGGAUUUGUGAAAUGCAAAUUGAUCAUGAACAAAAGGAUUGUCCAUUUGAUGGUUUUAGUUUUGAUCUUGAGUUUGUGGAGUCUACACUUAUGUCUGGUGCAAUGUGUGGUGAUCUGACCUCUAUGGGUGAUCUUGCAUGGAACUUUUAGGCCUUUUUUUCGAUUAAAUUUUUAUUACGAAAAAAAUAAAUGAUGAACAGUAUCAACUUUUAGUCCCUUGUAAAUGUAUAUAACUGUUUUUCUUAAGCUGUGAAAUUCAGAAACUUCAAGCCAGGUUGCAAAGAUAUUUCUCUCAU